This is a messenger RNA of Beauveria bassiana ARSEF 2860, 1449 nucleotides long. Its product is annotated as major facilitator superfamily transporter. The transcript is spliced from 7 exons. The coding region runs from base 1 to 1449 and encodes 482 amino acids. The record is from RefSeq and is a predicted model, not a curated record. Gene Ontology annotation, molecular function: transmembrane transporter activity. Gene Ontology annotation, biological process: transmembrane transport. NCBI's taxonomy places the organism in Eukaryota, Fungi, Ascomycota, Sordariomycetes, Hypocreales, Cordycipitaceae.
AUGGGCCUUCCGUUCAUUAAGACGCCAAAAGCGGCAUCACCAAUCGAAGAAGCCAAACAAGUCCCCAUCGAAUGCCCCUUCGAUGAGGAACCAAACCCUCCCCCCGAAAAAUCUGCCAUUCGUUUUUGGAUUCUCAGCUUUGGCAUCUGUCUCGGUUUAUUUCUCUCCAUUAUCGAUUCUUCAAUAGUGGCGACGGCCUUGUUCACUAUUGGCAACGACUUCAAGGACCUUGAAGCUAUCAACUGGAUAGCUCUCGCCUACACAUUAGCCUACCUCGGGUGCGCGGUGGCUUUUGCCCAUGUUUCAGACGUCAUUGGCAGACGCGAUGCAUUUCUUCUAGCAAGUGUGCUAUUUUUUGCGUUUUCCAUGGCUAGCGGAUUUGCACAAAAUAUUCGCCAGCUCAUUGCCCUCCGAACAAUCCAGGGCAUCGGAGGUUCCGGCUUAUACUCUUUGACCAUGUGGCGCUGGAUCUUCUGGAUCAACGGCCCGAUUGCCGUGGUAUCAAUGACCAUUUUCCUGCUGGCAUGGCCAAGUAAAUCUCAGCAGAAUCCUCCAAGCCGCCUGCAGUGGAAGAACUUCGAUUUCUUCGGCACCCUUCUCAUCAUCGCCGCGUCAGUCCUCAUUGUCUUUGCUUUCCAAAGAGCCGGAGAGACUUCAAGGAAUAUCUUUAGCAGCUCUACCUUCAUCGCACCAUUGACUACUGGCUUGCUAUGUUGGGGCGGCGUGUUCGUCUGGGCAUUCCUGGUGGAAAGUGGUAGAUUUGGAGCCGGACUCGUGCCUGCUCUUCCUUUCAAACUGUUUCGAAACCGCCACUACACUUCUGCAGCACUCACCACCCUGCUAAUCGGAUAUCCGUAUCUGCAAAUCAUAUUCACAUUUCCGUCUCGCGCACAAAUUGUAAGUGGUAAAUCGGUUAUGAUGAGCGCGCUCGAACUUCUUCCUUUGGUCGGAGGCUCGGCUCUCGGUAGCGUGAUUGGGGGAUGUGGGCUGCUGUCUACAGUGCAAGGCAGAGCAGAUGAUGCGAAAGCAUUAGGCUUUCUGGUGUUUGCUGGACUGGGAUUCGGGCUUUCGACUGCCGCAGCUACCAUGUUGGUUACAUUCGAAGCAGCCAUCGCUGAUGCGGCCUCGGCGCACGGUAUUCUGGCUCAAAUGAGAAUAUUGGGUGGGAGCAUCGGCAUUGCUACAGCUACCAUUCUUCUUCGAAAUAAAUUGUCGGAUGUUUCAAAAGGGCCAAUCUCGGCAAUUGUCGAACAAGACGGCGCGGUUGCCAUGUCAUUAGCGUAUUCAUCAGCUUUCCGAGCUGGCAUGAAAGUCUGCAGCAUACUGUCUGGCAUCGCAGUACUGGUCUCUAUACUAGGCUUCCGGCGAACACGAAUGGACAUGAAUGAGCAGCGCGCCAAGCUGUUCCGCGAGGAAGAGAUCCGGCGUGCAAAUGAGCGUCCUCAAUAA